Cucurbita maxima (winter squash) is the source of this 662-nucleotide messenger RNA. RefSeq names its product oleosin 18.2 kDa-like. The transcript has a single exon. The coding region runs from base 19 to 507 and encodes 162 amino acids. Gene Ontology annotation, biological process: response to freezing; seed oilbody biogenesis; lipid storage. Gene Ontology annotation, cellular component: membrane; monolayer-surrounded lipid storage body. Lineage: Eukaryota; Viridiplantae; Streptophyta; Magnoliopsida; Cucurbitales; Cucurbitaceae. The record is from RefSeq and is a predicted model, not a curated record.
CCUCUUCCAAACCAAGCAAUGGCCGACCGCCCACAGCCGCACCAAAUCCAAGUCCAUCCCCAGCGCCGCUACGACGACGUCGGCGCCAAGGGCCGCACAGGCCCAUCCACCUCCACAAUCCUCGCCAUCAUAACCCUGGUCCCGCUCGGGGGCUCGCUGCUCGGGCUCGCCGGGUUGACGCUAGCGGUGACGCUGGUCGGGUUGGCAGUAGCCACACCGGUGUUCGUGAUCUUCAGCCCGGUUCUGGUCCCAGCCAUCUUAACCAUAGGGCUAGCCGUCCUGGCGUUCUUGACCUCUGGGGCGUGUGGGCUCACGGCGCUGUCUUCGCUUACAUGGGCUUUCAAUUACGUUCGGCGGGCGAUGGGGUUCAUGCCGGACCAGAUUGACCAAGCGAAGCGGCGCAUGCAGGAUAUGGCUGGGUAUGUGGGGCAGAAGACGAAGGAUCUGGGGCAGGAGAUUCAAAGCAGGACGACGCCGACGGCUCAGGAACAAGGGAGGAGGACAUGAAUGAACCGAAUGGACGGAGUUAUGUUGUGGGAAUUGUAUGUGUUUUUGAGUGUUUGUUUGUUAUUUGAGUAUUCCUAGGAUUUAGUUCAGGUUUGAGCUACUUCUUGAUGAAUGCUAGCUUUGUUUUUCCAUUGUAAUGUUUGCUUCUUUGUCCA